CAAGUUCCCCCCCUUCUCCCUAAUUUAUUUCUUGAUUACUAUUCCCCGACCCGCCCUCAUUCUUGAGCUGUCGGUCCUUCCCAUUCCCUCUGUUUGGGGUCAUACCUCUCCUCCUGGUGGCUUUCUGUGAUACCUUGCCCCCCUCCCCCCCCAUUUUCUCGCUCCCCCUCAGAAGAGCUGUUGCCGCCUUGGUCAUCCAUGCCCGUGCUGUCUUCCACCUAAGUUGACGGCCUUCUGUUGCUUCGCUCCCCCCCAUCGGAUUUUCGAUCAACUAUUUGGUGCACAGUGUUUCUACUGAAGGGAGGCCAGCUCCUCCUGAGCUAUAAUUAUGGCUGACAACGCUCGCAACCCCGGCCUCAACCUGACCCCUGAUGAGAAACGGGUUUUCUAUCAACUCUUCCAGGCCGCCGAUACCACCAACCUCGGCGUCAUCACAGGCGAGAUUGCUGUUCCUUUCUUCGAGAAGACCCAGCUAGCCCCGGAAACCCUCGGCUUGAUAUGGCAGAUCGCAGAUAGGGAGAAUCGGGGUCUAUUGACCCCGUCUGGGUUUGGUGUCGUCAUGCGGCUGAUUGGACACGCCCAAGCAGGUCGCGCGCCGACCGAGGAACUGGCCUUUCAACCUGGACCGUUGCCGAAGUUCGAUGGUCUCGUGGUCGAUGCUACCCCAGCUCCGCGUGAAGCGGGCACCACCAGCCCUACACCGGGUGCAGGUGCGCCUAUCCGAGUUCCUCCACUGAAUCCCGACGACGUGAACAAGUUCCUGUCGCUGUUCGAGAAAUCGGAUGUGUCCAAAAGCGGGGUACUUCCAGGUGAGACAGCCAAGCAGAUUUUCGAGCGUGCGCGGUUACCAAACGAGAUCCUCGGUCGAAUCUGGAACCUGGCGGACAGGAGACAACAGGGUGCUCUUGAUGCGACUGAAUUCGUCGUUGCCAUGCAUCUCCUGACGUCCUACAAGUCGGGCGCGAUGAGGGGACUCCCUCAGACGCUGCCACCCGGUCUGUAUGAUGCUGCGGCACGCAGAGGCUCUAUCCGCUCGUCUGUGGGCUCGCGUCAGGGUCUUGAGGUUCCUCCAGUACCUGCAAUUCCGAAGCAAUUCACGGGCCCCCAGCGCACUCAGAGUCCGAUCAGUAGGCAACCAUUCGGAUCCCCUCUUUCCGCCCAGUCAACUGGCGGCGACUGGCUUGUCUCGCCUCAAGAGAAGGUCAUGUUCGACAAUAUCUUUGCAACUGUUGACACAGCCAGGACGGGAUUAAUCAGUGGUGAUCAGGCUGUUUCAUUCUUCAUGGGUGCACAGUUGCCCGAGGAGACACUCGCCCAGAUCUGGGAUCUUGCGGAUAUAGAUGCCGAUGGAAUGUUGACAAAGGAUGAAUUCGCCGUGGCCAUGUAUCUUGUCCGCCUCACACGCAGCGGAAAGGAAUCGCUGCCCCAGGCAUUGCCUCCUGCCCUGAUUCCUCCUAGCAUGCGCCGCCCUGGAUCUUCGCAUUUUGGUCCAGCAGCUCCUGCUCCCAUCCAAGCGCCAGCGCCAGCCCCAGUUCCAGCGCCAGCGCCAGCACCCGCCCCGGCUCCUGUUCCACGAUCGGCGGUCGAUGAUCUGUUUGGCCUGGAUGCGCUCUCCGCGCCGGCACCGGCACCGGCGCUGCCGGCUGCUCCUUCCCAGAUUCCACAAUCCACGGGAGGCUCCAACGCCGCCUUCCAGACCCCUGGUUCUCCGGGAUCCAGGGCGUCCCCGCAAGCUCCUUCAACAACAUUCAAGCCCUUUGUGCCAACUUCCACCUUUGGACAGAGCUUGCAGCCACAGAUGACUGGCGCUUCGUCUGGGGUCCCGCCGACCGUCCGGUCACCCCCGCCCCCAUCGGAUGAUCUUCUGGGAGACAACGACCCCGAAGAGUCGAAGAAAUUGACGCAAGAGACCACGGAGCUUGCCAAUCUGUCUAAUCAGAUUGGAUCGUUGGCAACUGAGAUGCAGAACGUUCAGACUAAGCGAGCAUCUGCCGAGCACGGUCUGUCUCAAACCUCACAGCAAAAGAGGGACUUUGAGGCUCGUCUCGCUCAAGCUCGCUCGAUGUAUGAGCAGGAAGUGAAGAACUUCAAGGCCCUUGAAGAGCGACUCAAUGCUUCGAGAGCUGAAACUAACAAACUUCAGCAAGAAUUUGCAUUGAUCGAGGGAAGCCGGCAGGAUUUACAAAAUCAGUACAAUCAAGUGUCAGCUGCUCUCAGUGCUGACCAGCAGGAAAAUGCGAGCCUGAAGGAGAAGAUCCGACAAGCCAACGCUGCGGUUGCUCAGCUCAAGCCUGCACUAGACAAGGCACGUUCAGAGGCGCGCCAACAGAAAGGGUUGGUAGCAAUUAACAAGAAGCAACUUGCAACUGUGGAUGGAGAGCGUGACAAGAUCCAGCUUGAGAUUGAUACUCUCGCCAAGGAGCAAUCCGGAGCCCCCGAGGAAAGCGCCGCCGCCCCGAGUGAUGCUGCCGCCAUUACGAGCCCAGCUGAAUCGACGACAAGUCAAAACACUAACCCGUUCUUUAAGCGGACGGCUACUGGUUCUAGUGAAACCACUGGACUGUCACCACAGAUCACAGGCGAUCAGCAGCGCGCCUUUGAUAGCCUCUUUGGUCCUGCCUUUGCGACGCCACCAGUAGCUGCUACACCACCGCCUCCAGUGUCUUUCCGGGCCGAAUCUCAGCCAACUUCUGGAGUGCCUACUCCUUCAGUAUCGCCUCCCCCAUUUACUCCCGGGUCUGCGCUGGAACCCCCGGCUCCGGCGCAGUCUAGACAAUUGACACCAGGUGUGUUGCCCUUUGGCGAGUCCCAUUCGGCGACCUCUUCGACAAUGGUCUCUCCGCCAGGAAGCAGGUUUGGUGGCCAAGAUACGCCCAGUCUAGGAAGUGCCUCGCAAACAGCGGCCAGUGAAGCGGCGGGCCCUUCGUUUGCACAGCCUGCAACCUCUCCGUUCGAUGAAGUAGAGGAGCCCAAAGAGCGUUUCCCCGAAGUCCCGGCCAUCACUGAACAACGUGCGGACGAUACUGUACCGCCUACUGGAGAUGAGAAGCCUGCCGAAAAGAAGGACCUCAGCUUCGAUGAGUUGUUCGGCGGGCCUGCACAUAAGCGAUCCAAGUCGCAAAAGGAAAACGAUUUUGAAGAGGCCUUUGCUGUUUUGAAGCAGGGCCCUGGAGCGAGCAAGACGAACGGAGCACCGGCCGUUCCCGUGUCAGAGUUCCCGCCAAUCCGCGAACUUGACGAUGGUGAUGACAGCUCCGAUAGCGAAGCGCCGAUGGGCUUCGACGACAACUUCACCCCCGUCUUUCCUCCACAGAGCCAAGUCGCCGCAGCGCCCAAACCCGAUUCUAUUGAGCCGUCUCAGCUGGCGGCGUUCCCAACUCCCGGCACCGCAACCACCCCAAGUCCCCCUGCAGCAGAGUCGCAGUCGAGCCCCCCCAACUAUGAGGAGACCGUGGGAAAGCAUGAGCCAGGAAGUAUGCCACCCGAGUUCAAUGGACUCUUGCCGAAUCGCGAAGAUCCGACAACUGCCCCAGAUGCUCCCCACUCAGUGGAGUCAAGCACAGGGGCGCCAAUAGUGGGUGGGGAGGCACAGCACGAUGGGUUGAAGGAAACCCAGGCUGCUCCCGUGGGAGCCAAAGCGGGUGCUUCCGACUUUGAGGCUGCUUUCGCAGGCCUGAACCUUGCGCCGGCGAAGGAGGCCGAAGAUGACGAGGAUGAUUUUGAAGCCCCCGAUAAUGCGAAAAAUAACAUGGAUUUCGAUUUCUCUUUCGACAGUCCAUCAACGCAGAAGAUAUCACCCAACCCAGGAGCAGAUACUGCCUCCUCGGAGUUUUUCAGCUUUGACAAGAAUACAAGCUCCUCGCCCCCCGGCUCUGCCGUAUCGCCCGCCGAGCCCAACGCAAAAGCACAGACGCACGAUUGGGAGGCAUUGUUUGCUCCUCUUGACAACGCCACUGCUGCAGCCAGCGGGACCAACGGGGCUGGCAGUGCAGAAAGCAGCAAGGAACCCGGCUGGGCUCUUCAGACAGGCACUGAAGACGACCAGAUCCUCCAGCGGUUGACUGGCAUGGGCUUUCCCAGAGAAGAAUCCCUUGAUGCUCUCGAGAAGUUUGAUUACAACAUUGACAAGGCCAUAGACCAUCUGGCUUCGAAGUCUUAAUCUGCAUCCAUAUCCUCUUUUUUUUACCAGUGCACAUAUUUACUCUCUCAUUAGCCCUUCACUCGCUCUAAAUGUUUCCUUUUCUCACUAAUCUCUCCCACUUCAUGCCUCCUUUUUUACUUUCCUUGAAUCAUGUGUGAUCCAGCUUGCAUGUCGUUAUUGCUGCAAUGUAUAUCCCUCUUCUUUCAGUGGUGUGCACUCCACAUCAAGCCAACCCCUAUUAUGACCUACCUACAUCAUUAUCGCCCCGUGUAAUAUAGGACUACCUAUUGGAUUAGUUAUGAACGAGAACGAAGUGCAGGAGGAUAACGGACUAACCAGGAACGGACGGCCAAUCGUUAGGGAGAGUGGCCGUGGACGAAUAUCUGUAUAGGCAGGCAUCGAGAAACAUGUACCUUAUAUUUCCAUGGUCUCUAACUAUUGCAUAAUUCACUUCAGUAAUGCC
Aspergillus sclerotioniger CBS 115572 is the source of this 4604-nucleotide messenger RNA. RefSeq names its product EF hand domain protein. Gene Ontology annotation, biological process: endocytosis; endosomal transport. Gene Ontology annotation, cellular component: cytoplasm; plasma membrane. The record is from RefSeq and is a predicted model, not a curated record. NCBI's taxonomy places the organism in Eukaryota, Fungi, Ascomycota, Eurotiomycetes, Eurotiales, Aspergillaceae. Gene Ontology annotation, molecular function: calcium ion binding; protein binding. The coding region runs from base 329 to 4159 and encodes 1276 amino acids. The transcript is spliced from 6 exons.